This is a messenger RNA of Branchiostoma belcheri (Belcher's lancelet), 1928 nucleotides long. Its product is annotated as heat shock 70 kDa protein 12A-like. The coding region runs from base 1 to 1761 and encodes 586 amino acids. The transcript is spliced from 4 exons. Gene Ontology annotation, molecular function: ATP binding; ATP-dependent protein folding chaperone. The record is from RefSeq and is a predicted model, not a curated record. NCBI's taxonomy places the organism in Eukaryota, Metazoa, Chordata, Leptocardii, Amphioxiformes, Branchiostomatidae.
AUGGCUGACAAAUCAAAUUUGCUAAACGUUCUGCUAGUUGCUGCGAUAGACUUUGGGACAACAUUUAGUGGGUAUGCCUUCUCAUGUCUGAACGAUGAAAAAAAAGAUGUACCGAUUUAUCUCAACAAAAAUUGGGGCCAGAACCUUGGCUUUCAGUCAUAUAAAGCCCCCACUAGUGUUCUCCUCGGCCCUAACAGGGAAUUCGUCGCAUUCGGAUUUGAGGCGGUGGAAAGGUACGCCGUCCUGACGGAAAAUGAAAAGGACAAGUCCCACUACUUUUUCGAGAACUUCAAGAUGAAACUACAUGCUAGCCACGGGGAAAUUAAAAAGGACAUCCCCCUCACGGCUACAAAUGGGAUGACGUUGCCUGCAUUGGAAGUCUUCGCCCAUGCUCUGAAAUUCCUCAGCAAUCACCUGCGAAACGCGGUAAAGGUAUCUUCUGGCCUCGUCACCAAGGCAGAAAACAUCAGAUGGGUCAUCACUGUCCCCGCUAUAUGGAACGAUGCUGCCAAACACUUCAUGAGGGAAGCAGCAUAUAAGGCGGGCAUUGUUUCCAGGAACUAUAAAAAUCACCUACUCGUUGCGUUGGAGCCUGAAGCGGCCUCUCUGUUCUGCCGACAACUGCCCGUUUCCCACUUCAGAGGAAACACGUCGUGCCCAACAUCACUCCAGAUGGACCCACAAGACCGUUACAUGGUCGUCGACUGUGGAGGGGGCACCGUGGACGUGACAGUGCACGAAAUACGGGAUGACGGGUCUGUGAGAGAACUACAUCGUCCAACAGGCGGUCCGUGGGGUGGCACUAAUGUAGACUCGAAUUUUAACGAUCUUUUAGACCGCAUAUUUGGCCAAGAAUUCAUAAAACACUACAGGAAUAAGUAUCCACAAGAAAACGUCCAACUCAUGGCAGAGUUUGAAAUGAGGAAAAGGUCGGCUACUGAUGCAAAUGUCCACCUCAAUUACGGCUUUGUUUCUUUUCUUAAGAACACGUCACCCCAAAACAUUGCUGACAUAGUAUCAAGUGCCAACGUAGAAGGAGUUAGGUUUUCGAGUGGUGUACUCCGAAUGUCUAAAGAAGUCGUGCAGAGUUUGUUUCAACCUGUCCUGGCACAAAUAGUGUCCCACAUUCAAUCACUUCUGGCCAAUCCUAAGUUGAGCAACAUCAAAACCAUUUUUCUGGUGGGUGGUUUUAGUGAUUCACCAUUGUUGGUAAAGGCUAUCACGGAUGCGGUUUCAAGUAGUGAAGUUCGAGUCUUAGUCCCUGAAGAGGCAAGUCUAGCUGUUAUCAAGGGGGCAGUUUUGUUCGGACGAAAUCCGGACGCCAUUCAGGAAAGGGUAAGUCCUCGCACCUACGGGGUCAGGUCCACGACAGAGUUCAAAGAGGGGGUCCAUCCACUAGAGAAAAAAGUCGUUGCUCACGGGCUUACACUCUGCACAGAUAUCUUCAACAAAUUGUUAGAGGUAGAUGACGUUGUCGUCUUGAAUGAGUCGAAAAGCAUGGAAUUCAGAGCAAUGAGAGACAAUCAAGAGGGUGCCACUGUCUAUCUGUUUUGCACGAGUGAAAAGAACCCAAGUUUCACCACAGAUGAUGGAAUGGACAUCUGUGGUCGAGUUCACGUUGAUAUGCCAGAUACAUGUGGCGGGAAGGAACGCGCUAUCGAGAUUAAGUUUACUUUUGGUAAAACAGAGAUAGACGUCCAAGCCGAAGAUCUCACUUCUCAUUCCAGAGCGUUCACCACGAUAGAUUUUCUACACUCCUGAGCGAGCACUUUGACCAAACCUGGCAGAUUGAACUGAACCUGUGAUUGAAUGUAGAAUCAACUUACAUAACGUUUACACCAAAGUAUAAUGGCACACUGUUGUCGAAUUCGUCUAAUUUGUUUCGUCAGCGAAGUGGCCAUUGACAGAUCAAGAUUUUUAUCCUGUAU